AAAUCUUAAUGAUACUUUCCACUAACCUUUCAAAUAGAUUAAAUUGACAAUGAGAUGAAUAGAACAGAAGAAAAAAAGUCUAGACAAACAGAAAAAAAAGUCAAUGCGAUAGUCGAUGAAAUUCUUAAUAAAGAUCGGGAAAACGAUUUCGAUGCAACACGAGAUGAAACUUGUCCAGGAAGUUGCGAGAAAUUAGAUGAUACGCCUAAGGAAGAGACUGAAGACUCAAGAGACAGAAAAUUUCUUUCGCUACAAAUACCCCGGCAGUGCAAAUGCGGCGUAGAGACUUCAUUGAGGUUCUCGCUGCGCGUGAUGGAAGCAAUGCGCUUGCUGCAGCGCGACGUGGACCAGCCGUCCACGUCCAGCGCCGAAGAGAUCGCCGACUACAUCCGGUCGCAUUAUCGCUACGAUGGUGACCUUUAUGCUCAGGUGCGGACCGCGCUGAGACAGGUCUGUUCUCAAGGGUUAGUUCCCGGCGUCACUUCGUCGAAGGUCAAAUGGAUCGGAUGA
This is a messenger RNA of Trachymyrmex cornetzi, 510 nucleotides long. RefSeq lists its product as uncharacterized. Lineage: Eukaryota; Metazoa; Arthropoda; Insecta; Hymenoptera; Formicidae. The transcript has 2 exons. The coding region runs from base 55 to 510 and encodes 151 amino acids. The record is from RefSeq and is a predicted model, not a curated record.